Molecule: messenger RNA, 3190 nt
Organism: Oncorhynchus gorbuscha (pink salmon)
Lineage: Eukaryota; Metazoa; Chordata; Actinopteri; Salmoniformes; Salmonidae
Product: protein PFC0760c-like
Exons: 6
Coding region: 574-1413 (279 amino acids)
Molecular function (GO): calcium ion binding
Source: RefSeq, a predicted model, not a curated record
CCCCCCCCGGGCUGGUCUCUCUCUUCUCCUGCCCGUCCCACAUUAGUGCCGCCUGUGUCAGGUCUGCAAUGGUGUCUCUUCAAACGGUGCCAUUUUACUGCAUGCUUAAAACUUUAAAGGGGUACGAAACAAGCACUAUUUCAGGAGGACAAGAGGGUUACUUUUUUUUCCAAAGGAGAAGGACACCUACCUUUUCCAGGAGGGAUUUGGUUUAUCGUUGUGUUGUGAGGAGUUGAGAACAAGUGUCUGGAUUUCUAUUUGGAAUAUCCCCGUUCAACUGGGCAUUACAUAGGCCUAUUGUGUGCACUUCUUUAUAACUGGUGCCGUUCCCCAUCGCUCUCCUUAGGGUUUGUGUGUGUGUGUGUGUGUGUGUGUGUGUGUGUGUGUGUGUGUGUGUGUGUGUGUGGGUGUAUUGUGUGUGUGGGUCAGAAAGGCAACAAACUCUGGGGGUGUCAGUGUGCACGUGCUAAACCAUUGCACUGCAAAGGGAAUGAUCCCUCGUUUAUCUGGUAUCAUCCCUCACUCUCCUCGUUUAUCUAUCGUCCCUCUCAACCCUUUGUUUUGAGAUUAAUCAUGGCCUCCUUUAAGACGUGGCUCUUGGGACUGUUCCUAACCCUGCUCUGCACCUUCCAGACCCCUCUUGCCCCUGGCGUCAAGGCUCAAGACCUGCCGCUGGCCCCCCAACAGGAUGUAGUAGCUGAUGACGAGGGGGAGCAUGCAGCGGAUGUAGGGGGAGAUGAUGACGACGAUGAUGAUGAUGAUGAUGAUGGGGACAGUAAAGAGGAUGAUGACAAUGAUGAUGACGACGACGACGAUGAUAACGACGAUGAUGAUGACGACGACGAUGAUGACGACGAUGACGAUGACGACAACGAUGAUGACGACGAUGAUGACGAUGACGAUGAUGACGACAACGAUGAUAACGACGACGAUGAUGACGACGAUGAUGAUGACGACGAUGAUGAUGACGACGACGAUGAUGACGACGAUGAUGACGAUGAUGACGACGACGAUGAUGAUGAUGAUGAUGAUGAUGAUGAUGAUGAUGACGACGAUGACCACACAGAGGCUGACGGUAAUGAUGACGAUGAUGAUGAUGAACCGGCUGCAGCUGAUGACAACGAUGAUGAUGACGACAAUGACGAUGAUGACGAUGAGGAAGAGGACAAUCAACUGUUUCACAAAGGAUCCCUCUGUUCAUACUGUGAAUACUGUGAGCACUGUGACACCUGCAACAAGUGCCCAUGUGCAGAGGGAGAUAAGUCUGCGAACUGUGACACCUUUCAGAUGUGCAACUUCUGCUACGUGUGUCCCAUCUGCAGCACACUUUGCCAACCAGGUGGUUUUCUGGACGAGCUGACUGGAUCAAUCUAUAAUUACUUCAAGGAGCGCCCCACCCGAAACUGCCAUUAGCAUCGAGUCACCACAUGCCGCGCCCACUGCCAUUGAGGCUGCUUCUAACAGUGCGGCUCGUGCGGAAUGGACGGAGAAACGAUUAUCCACACAAUGUGGAAAGAUGUCCUUGGCUGAGAUGGGAGAACCUGCCAGAAGGACAGGACUCUCUACAGCACUACACCAAUCUGGGCUUCAUGGGAGAGUGGCCAGGCGGAAGCCACUCCUGAGAAAUAGGCACAUGACAGCAUGCUUGGAGUUUGCAAAAAGGAAUGUGAAAGACUGGGAUCAUAAGGCAAAAUAUUCUGUGGUCUGAUGAAACAAAAAUGUAACACUUUGGCCUGAAUGCAAAGCGCUAUGUCUGGAGAAAACCAGGCACAGCUCAUCACCUGUCUAUCACCAUGGUAGUGGCAGCACCAUGCUAUGGAGAUGCUUUUCAGCAGCAGGGACUGAGAGACUGGUACGAAUAAAGAGGAACAAUGAAUUGAGCCAAAUGCAGGCAAAUCCUUGAUGAGAACCUGCUUCAGAUUGCAAACUACCCUAGACUGGGGUGAAGAUUCACGUUCCAACAGCAACAUGGCAGAAUGGUAGAGAAUCCCCAAUCCAGAUGUGCAAAGCUGAUACAGACGUACCCAAGACAUACCCAAGAAAGCUGUUAUCGCCACCAAAGGUGCUUCGACAAAAUAUUGACUGUGUGAAUACUUAUGUAAAUGAGAUAUUUCUGUAUUUCCUUUUCAAUACAUUUGCAAAAAUUUCUAAAAACAUGUUUUCACUUUGCCAUUAUGGGGUAUUGUGUGUAGAUUGGUGAGAAAAAAAUAUAUAAUUAGCAAAUCCAAAUGGCAUCACACCCAAAUGCACAUGCACCUCACCCUGUGAUUCUUUCAAUAGGCCUACCCGUGUGAGUAGAAAUGUGAAGACUGAUGCUCAGUAAAAUCAAUAAACCAUCCACUUGUUCCCUUUAUCCGUUAGGACUGUAGCCGAUGUCUUCGAAGUUGACAAAUAAGCCCCUGUCGCCACCAUGUGGCCAAGGAAGAUGCUGCAACCAAGGGAUUGUAUUAUCUCUUAGAUUCACUGUCAUUAUUCUCACUUUUAAUAAGUUAUAAAUAAUUGUUCUGUCUUUCUUAUUGUUGACUGAGAACACCACAAACAUGCAAACUGGACAUAGAGAUACUGGAUAGAUUGAAUACACAUAUUGGAUAUAAUGGAUAGCCUAUAGAAGUAGAAUGAGAAUAACUUUAAUUGAGCUAUUUGUGUAUUAUUUUUAGAUGACAGGUUUAUGGUAUUCUUCUCAGGAACAUGCAUUCGUAUUUUAAAGUCAUAUCUGUGUUUCUUAAAAACAGUGGGGUUGUAUGAAAUUUUAAAACAUUUGUGCUGUACUGUUUUUAUGUGCACUGUCAUAUCAAAUGGAAAAUGCAUCUAGAAUUAGGCUAUAAUAGUACAGAAUAUGUUGGCAGAUGUGCGCAAACAUUGGGUAUUUUAUAAUUUCAGCUUCAAUUGGAAGAUUCAUAUUUUGUAAUGGGGAAUAUAAGCAUAGAGUGUAAAUUGUUGACUGCCAUUGAGUAGAAUGUACAGUAUAUACUGAACAAAAUAUAAACGCAACAUGUUGGUCCCAUGUUUAAUGAGCUGAACUAAAAGGUCCCAGAAAUUAUACAUCUCUCUCAAAUUUUGCACACAAGAUUGUUUACAUCCAUGUUAGUAAGCAUUUCUCCUUUCCCAAAAUAAUCCAUCCAGCUGACAGGUGUGGCAUACCAAGAAGCUGAUUAAACAGCAUGAUCAUUACACAGGUGCACCUUGUGCU